This is a messenger RNA of Ustilaginoidea virens, 3609 nucleotides long. RefSeq lists its product as uncharacterized. The record is from RefSeq and is a predicted model, not a curated record. Gene Ontology annotation, cellular component: chromosome. Gene Ontology annotation, molecular function: ATP binding; double-stranded DNA binding; ATP hydrolysis activity. The coding region runs from base 1 to 3609 and encodes 1202 amino acids. Lineage: Eukaryota; Fungi; Ascomycota; Sordariomycetes; Hypocreales; Clavicipitaceae. The transcript is spliced from 4 exons. Gene Ontology annotation, biological process: mitotic sister chromatid cohesion.
AUGUACAUUAAACAGAUAAUUAUCCAGGGCUUCAAAAGCUAUAAAGACCAAACGGUUAUUGAGCCCUUCUCGCCAAAAACGAAUGUCAUUGUAGGUCGCAAUGGCUCCGGGAAGAGCAACUUUUUCGCAGCGAUGCGGUUCGUCCUCAGCGAUGCCUACACGCAGAUGAGCCGAGAAGAGCGACAAGGCCUGCUGCACGAGGGCUCCGGCUCUGCCGUCAUGUCUGCCUACGUGGAGAUCAUUUUCGACAACAGCGACGAUCGCUUUCCCACAGGUAACAAGGAGGUCGUCUUGCGCCGCACCAUUGGAUUGAAAAAGGACGAGUACUCGGUUGAUCGGAAAGUGGUGACCAAAACGGACGUCAUGAACCUCCUCGAAGCAGCGGGAUUUUCGCGAUCGAAUCCUUACUACAUCGUCCCGCAAGGCCGUGUGACGGCGCUUACAAGCAUGAAGGAAUCGGAUAGGCUGAACCUAUUGAAGGAAGUUGCUGGGACCCACGUGUAUGAAGCACGUCGGGCGGAAUCGUUGAAAAUCAUGCACGAGACCAACAACAAGCGAGAGAAGAUUGACGAACUGCUGGAAUACAUCAAAGAGAGGCUAAGCGAGCUGGAGGAGGAGAAGGAAGAGUUGCGCGGCUUCCAGGAAAAAGAUCGGGAGCGCCGGUGCCUGGAGUACGCUUAUCACCAUCGCGAGCAAGUCACGAUUCAGUCUGCUCUGGAAGACAUCGAUAGUACUCGACAGGAUGGUCUCGACACCAGCGACUCAAGCCGCACCGAGUUUUUGAAGGGCGAGAAGGCGAUUGCAAAAAUCGACGCAGAGAUCCACAACCUCCAGCGGGAACUGGAGCUUCUCCAAAUUGAUCGGCGUCAACACGAAGAAGACAGACGGGACAGCGCAAAGGUGCUCGCAAAAGCGGAGCUCAAGGUGAAGAACUUGAAGGACGGGCAGUCAGCACAGGAGCAAGCGAGAACCCAACACGCCGCCGAGCUUCAGUCAAUCCAGUCCGAGAUUUCGCAGAAAGAGGAGCAACACGCCAAGGUCCUACCUGAAUACCAGAAGAAAAAGGAGCAGGAAGCUGACAUAAGACGGCAACUGGACACAGCGGAGGCCUCACGGGCCCGGCUUUUCGCCAAGCAAAGUCGCGGCUCUCGGUUUAAGAACAAGUCCGAGCGAGAUGCUUGGCUGAAGCAAGAAGUCGAGGAGCUGAACUUGACCAUCAGUGGGCAAAAGGCGAACAGGAUAGAGGCCGAAGAGGAAGUCGCAAGGGUGCAGAAGGCUAUUGAUCAAACCGAGAGGGAGGUUGCGGAUCUGAGGUUGCGACUGUCGAACUGGAGUGGCGACAGGGUACAGAUGGAGGAACGCGUCACACAAGCCAGGAUCAACCUCGAUAAACUGAACGACGAGCGAAAGCUCAUCCGACGGGAGGAGGAGAAGCUAAACUCCAUCAUUGCGAACGCAAGACAGGAAAAGGAACAAGCGGACCGGGAACUGUCACACGCCGUCGACGGCGCGACGGCGCGCGGGUUGGCUACAAUCCGUCGUCUGAAGCAGGAGCAGGAUAUCCCUGGUGCCUACGGAACCCUUGCAGAUCUCCUCGAGGUCAGCGACGCGUACAGACUGCCCGUAGAGCAGAUUGCUGGCUCCAGCUUGUUCCACUAUGUCGUUGAUAAUGCCGACACUGCGACCUACCUGGCGGAUAUCCUGUUCAAACAGCACGGAGGCCGGGUCACCUUCAUGCCAUUAGCCCAGCUGCGGCCACGACAGGUCAGCUUUCCUCGAUCCAACGACGCGGUGCCUCUUAUUAGCAAAAUCAAAUACGACGCCAGGUUCGAAAAGGCCUUCCAGCAAGUCUUCGGGAAGACGGUAGUCUGCAUAAACCUAGCCGUGGCUUCCCAAUACGCCAGAAGUCAUGGCGUUGACGGCAUUACCGCCGAAGGCGACACGACAAACAAGAGAGGUGCAAUGACUGGUGGAUACAUUGACCCGCGAAAGUCACGCCUCGAAGCGGUGCACGCUGCGAACAAAUGGCGAGAAGAAUUCGACGGCCUGAUUGCACAGCUGCGAGACCUGCGUCACCAGAUCGAGCGCAAGGACCAGGAGAUUACCGGAGCCAUGUCGGAGCUGCAAAAGCUCGAGCAGCAGCUAAGGCAAGCAGACGACGGCUUUGAACCGCUCAAGCACGAGCUGAGGAACAAGUCCAGCCAUGUCGAGAACGAAAGGAGCCACCUUGACGCGGCCCUCAAGCGCCGCGACGCAGUGGAGAAGAACAUGAACGGAUUCAUGGAAGAAGUCGCUGCCCACGAGGCCGAAAUCGGCACCGAAUUCAAAAAGAGCCUUAGUGCGGCGGAGGAGCGAGAGCUCGAGAGUCUCAGCGCCUUGACACAGCAAUUGCAAAAGCAGUGGAACGAGUUGAGUAACGACCGAAGGAAGCUGGAGAGGAAGAAGCAGUUUCUAGAGGCAGACCUGCGUCAGAAUCUCCAGAUGAAGCUGGAUCAGGUGAACAGUCAAGCGUUCGAGACGUCGGCGUCGGGGGGCGCGGCAGGAAGCAUGAAGGAGGCUCAGCGAGAGCUCAAAGCCGCGCAAAAGGGGUUGCAGACGGUUGCGGGCAACCUCGAAGAAACCGAGGGCAAAAUAGAGCAGGUUUCUGCCAGAAUCGAGCGACUGAGGGCUGAAAAGGCGGACAGGGAGCAGGUCCAGAACGACCUCUCGACCCGGAUAGAAAAGCAACAGAAGAAGAUGGAGAAGACGCUGCAGAGAAGGGCGCUGCUGACUGCGCAGGCCGCGGAAUGCGCCAGGAACAUCAGGGACCUGGGCGUGCUUCCCGAGGAGGCUUUCGACAAGUAUGAGAACAUGGAGGCCAACACUAUUACGAAGAGACUGAAGAAGGUGAACGAGUCUCUGAAAAAGUACAAGCACGUCAACAAGAAGGCGUUUGAGCAGUACAACAACUUCACCAUGCAGCAGGACCAGCUGAUGAAGCGGCGGCAAGAGCUGGACGCGUCCCAGGGAUCCAUCGAGGAGCUGGUCGAGCACCUGGAUCGGCGAAAGGACGAAGCCAUCGAGCGGACGUUUAAGCAGGUAUCCAAGGAGUUUGCGACGAUAUUCGGCAAGCUCGUGCCUGCGGGACACGGCCGUCUCGUCAUCCAAAGAAGAACAGAUCGCCGGCAGGAAGCCGACGAAUCGGACGAGGAAGCCCGCGGCAGCGUGGAAAACUACAUUGGCGUGGGCAUCAGCGUCUCCUUCAACUCCAAGGAGCUGGACGAGCAGCAGAGGAUUCAGCAGCUCAGCGGCGGGCAGAAGAGUUUGUGCGCCCUGUGUCUCAUCUUCGCGCUCCAGCAAACCGAGAGCAGCCCCAUGGUCAUCUUUGACGAAGUCGACGCCAACCUGGAUGCUCAGUACCGAACCGCCGUUGCUGCGUUGCUCGAGUCCAUCUCCAACGAGGCCGGCACGCAGUUUAUCUGCACCACGUUCCGACCCGAGAUUGUCCACGUGGCCGACAAGUGCUACGGCGUGACGUUUCACAACAAGACGAGCUCGAUCAACUGCGUCAGCACAGAGGAUGCGCUGAACUUUGUCGAAGGCCAGGCCAAGCCAGCCGGGUCGUCGUGA